Messenger RNA from Daucus carota subsp. sativus, 2900 nucleotides. RefSeq names its product pentatricopeptide repeat-containing protein At1g63330-like. The transcript is spliced from 2 exons. Lineage: Eukaryota; Viridiplantae; Streptophyta; Magnoliopsida; Apiales; Apiaceae. Bases 131 to 2704 code for a protein of 857 amino acids. Gene Ontology annotation, molecular function: protein binding. The record is from RefSeq and is a predicted model, not a curated record.
ACAGAUUAUUUCAAGGUCUUUGCACCUCUGGCCGAUGGGAGGACACUGAGCGUUUGUUAACUAUAAUAUAUUAGUUGAUGCAUACUGCAAAGAAGGGAGGACAACACAUGCAGAAGAUGUGAUUGAAAUUAUGAUCCAGAAAGGUGUGCCUCCUGAUUCAAUCACAUACAAUGCGCUGAUGGAUGGUUAUUGUUUAACAGGCAAAAUGGACAGGGCACUAGAGGUGCUGAAUACCAUGAGGAGUAAUGAGAUAUGGCCAGACUGUUAUAGCUAUAACAUUCUGAUAAAUGGCUAUUGUAAGAGGCAGGAACUAGACAAAGCCAUCAGUCUCCUCAGACAAAUGUCUGCUCAAGGUCUGAAACCUGAAGUUGAAACCUACAACUACAAUACACUGAUGCAUGGUCAGACGGGUAGACAUGCUGAGGUGCACAACCUUUUCUGUGAAAUGUUAAAAGAAGGUAAUAAACCAGAUAUCGUAACAUGUCGAAUUCUUUUGGACGGCCUUUGCAAGAACCAAUAUAUGAAUGAAGCAAUUUCCUUCUUUCGAUUGAUGGAAUGUAAAGGCAUUGUUCAUGAUAUUCAUAUACAUACCAUCCUCAUUGAUGGUCUCUGCAAGAGCAGAAAACUUGAAGAGGCCAGAAAUAUUUUUGAUAAGCUUGCUUUGAGAGGUUUGCAACCCAUUGUCAUAACACACAACAUAAUGAUCAAAGGACUUUGUCAAGAAGGGUUGUUUGAGGAAGCCAAGGAAUUAUUUUCUAAAAUGGAAACGAGUAUUUGUUUGCCUGAUGAUGUGACUUAUAAUACGAUCAUCCGUGGAAGUCUUUUGAAUAAAAGAUAUGAAGAAGCAGCUGUACUGAUAGAGAACAUGCGAGCUCGUAAAUUCUCAGAAGAUGCAUCUACCACAUCCAUGGUACUAGACCUAUUAUCUAAAGAAGAACAAGACCCCUCUGUUCUUGCUUUUUGCCAAUGGUUUUUGGAAUAUAAAACUAUUUACAUUUACCACCUACUCAAUUUCUCAGCAUCCCAUUUCUGCGCAUUGCAGCUCAGAGAGGCUUCAGCAAUGGCUGUCAAGAGAGGAGCUCUUCUCAUAAUGACUUGUUUCAGCUUAAGGCCUCUCAGUGUAAGAAGCCCUUGUUCUCUUUUAUCCUCUCUUUUUCAUUCUCAUUUUCUUCCUUUCUCUACUAAACCUAACCCUAAUUCACAACCCAAAGCCCCAUUUAUUCCUUCUCCAUCCACCACCCAUCCCGAGCUAAAACAAUUACUCUAUCAUAAAUCUAAGCUUGGUUUUGAUAAACUCCACGAUGCUCUUCUUGUGUUCGAUCAAAUGCUCCUUCUAAAAUAUAGGCUUUCUGUUGUGGAUUUCACACAACUGUUAACCGCCCUGGUUCGAAUGGAAGAGUACUCAGUUGCCGUCUCCAUGUUUAGAGAAUUCCGUGUUUUAAGCAUUCCUGUUAAUAUUGUUACCUUUACUACUGCCAUACAUUCAUGUUGUCAUUUGAACACACUUGAUUAUGCCUUUUCAUUGCUUGCUGUAAUCAUCAAGAGUGGUCAUGUCCCCAAUGUUGUGACCUACAACACUCUCAUCAAGGGCCUUCUAUCUCAAGACAGGCCUUUGGAGGCCGGGGAUUUGUUUAAGAAGCUUAUCAUGUUUCAAGAAAUUCAGCCCAAUGUAGUUAUGUAUAACACCAUCAUUGAUGGUCUCUGCAAGACUUCAAAUACCUCCAUGGCUCUCAAGUUGUUAAGAAAGAUGGAGGAGAUAGGUUGUAACCCCGAUGUGGUAACUUAUACCUCCAUCAUUGAUGGUCUCUGCAAAACUUCAAAUACCUCCAUGGCUCUCAAGUUGUUAAGAAAGAUGGAGGAGAUAGGUUGCAGACCCAAUAUUGUAACUUAUUCCUCGAUUAUUGAUUCUUUGUGCAAAGAGAGACGAGUCGAUCAUGCAUUGGUUCUUGUGUCUGAAAUGACCGACAAAGGCAUAUCACCUAAUGUUAUAACCUAUAGCACGCUACUUCAAGGUCUUUGCAGCUCUGGCCGAUGGGAGGACACUGAGAGUUUGUUAACUGAGAUGGGUGUUAGGAAGAUCUCUCCAAACUUGCACACCUAUAAUAUACUAGUUGAUGCAUACUGCAAAGAAGGGAGGACAACAGAUGCAGAGGAUGUGAUUGAAAUUAUGAUCCAGAAAGGUGUGCCUCCUGAUUCAAUCACAUACAAUGCGCUGAUGGAUGGUUAUUGUUUAACAGGCAAAAUGGACAGGGCACUAGAGGUGCUGAAUACCAUGAGGAGUAAUGAGAUAUGGCCAGACUGUUAUAGCUAUACCAUUCUGAUUGAUGGUCUCUGCAAGAACAAAAAACUUGACGAGGCCAGAAAUAUUUUUGAUAAGCUUGCUUCGAGAGGUUUGCAACCUGGCGUCAUAGCACACAACAUAAUGAUCAGAGGACUUUGUCAAGAAGGGUUGUUUGAGGAUGCCAAGGAAUUAUUUUCUAAAAUGGAAACGAGCAUUUGUUUGCCUGAUGAUGUGACUUAUAAUACUAUCAUCCGUGGAAGUCUUUUGAAUAAAAGAUAUGAAGAAGCAGCUGUACUGAUAGAGAACAUGCGAGCUCGUAAAUUCUCAGAAGAUGCAUCUACCAGAUCCAUGGUACUAGACCUAUUAUCGAAAGAAGAACAAGACCCCUCUGUUCUUGCUUUCUGCAAAUGGUUUUUGGAAUAGGUACUGAAUUUUAUGAUUCAUUGUUAUGUAUUGUCAUCUUUUAACUUAAUUCUGCUAUAGUAAUAUGUUUUGCUGAGCAAAGACUCAUUCAAAUUAGCAUGUAAGGGGUUCCAUCAGUUUGUUAAGAGCUAAUAGGCAAAAGAUUUGUAUAACUACAUUUCUGUAUAUGUAUGCAUGAGUUAUGUGUUGCUUUGAU